This is a messenger RNA of Trichoderma harzianum CBS 226.95, 386 nucleotides long. RefSeq lists its product as hypothetical. The record is from RefSeq and is a predicted model, not a curated record. Lineage: Eukaryota; Fungi; Ascomycota; Sordariomycetes; Hypocreales; Hypocreaceae. Bases 145 to 345 code for a protein of 66 amino acids. The transcript has a single exon.
GUGGGGGCUACGUAAAUAAGUCGUUCCUCCAAGGUAUUUCCGGCUCAAUGGUGAGUUUGCUGGUGAGACACCUGCACGUCGACCAGGCUCUUCCCGUUGGGCUAAGAAACGUCGAUGAAUAUUGAUCCACCGUGAUCCGACGGCAUGCGGACUGGGACCAGGUUGCAAGUGAUGGGUGGCCUUUAUGCCACAAGGGAAUCUCGAGCCAGGGCUUCGCCUAGGCGAGCAUCCUACUCGUACAAGGACAUGGCAUUACUCGUGCGCCUAACAACGUGCAAAAGCUUCCCAGUGGUAAGCAUCAUUUAUUGCAUAUGUCCCACAGCUCCCAAAGUAUCCAUCGCUUAACUCCUCGAGCGGACUGGGGGCCAAUAUUCACUAUAAUCUGU